GUACUGACUGAUGCCGCUGGUCCAAACAACGUUAUGCCGCGCCAGCUAGCGCACCGUUGACCAGACAAAGCUUUCUAGAAAGUUCUUCAACGCGAUUCAAGGGUUGGAAAAGUGUUGAGUUAAUAUCUCGAUAUGCUGACACCGUUCCGACCUGUCACCAAGGAGAGAUGCUACAAAAACAGGACCGUAUUCACUGUUGCUGCCACAGGAGCGGAAAUAGUGCAGCGGAUAUGGGCUCUUCUAAAUAAUUAAGAGAAGAGGAGCGCUUUCUUUACUGCAGACUGGCACGUCAACUAACGGUUCGGUAGAAUCUAACGGAGUUUAUCCACCAAUGCUAUGAAAUCUAACAGAUGACAUAUCGCAACCUCGGAUCGAGAACCAGAUUUUACGGCUGACAUUUGACAGACGGGAGACUGGAAGAGGAGCGGAAGGGAGCGACACAGUGCCGCCGCGAAUGAGCGCUGGAUCACCGCUGGGAGUCCACAGACCGUCGGUGGGGCACGGCCCGUGCCGAUCUGUCGUCCAUGAUCAGACGUCGGGAAAUAAACAUGUAGCUAGCUACUGCUACUUGGUUAUAGUACAUAUAAUUCACCCUAAAUAAGAACACGGGAAAGCGGGUUUACCGUGUCGAUUACGGUACGGUGUUCCACGUUAUUUAGACGGUGUCCAGCCUCCCUUCAUCACCUCCACCACCACCUCAGGCCUGCAGUCUCCCUCUCUCCCCCCUCUCACCCCAUUCUGUCCCCCCUGGAAGAGGACAACAGCCUACCCCAGACCACCCUAGUUCCAACUAGACUACAAUCCAACAUCCUUCCACUCCACCCCUUCCCAAACAGACGAGGGGGAGAGAGGAGUUUCACCCCCCCUCAUCCCCUCCCUCCCUCCCUCUCUCUCCCCCCUCCCAACAUGCAGCCUCAGGGCCUGUAUGUAAGAGCCAUGGUACAGCCCAUCCCUAGAUUGAAAUCUUGAACCACUCCAGUUGUACUCCACUGAGUAAUGAAGUGAAGCUAAAUGUUCUGAUGUGAAACUGGGCUGGACCAGCGCUGAACGGACAGGAGAGAACAGGAUGUGACCUCAGCAUCAGCCCACCUCACUUCCUGUUUAUCUCAACUAAUAGGAAGACUGGAUCACAGGCCUCAAAUUCCACAAUCAGUCAAUCAAACUUUAUUUAUAAAAGCCUUUUUACAGCAACAUUUCUCACAAAGUGCUUGACAGUAGUCACCUUAGUAAACCUACUUCUGACUUCCAGAGAGCAGGCAGCGGCACAGUGGCAAGGAAAACCCUCCUUACAAGUGGAGAUGUGUUAGCUAACCUCUGACCUGUGUCUGGGCUUGGCUGCUUGUUGGAUCCAGGCUGUAGAAUCUAUUGGCUUCUACUGACCGUAGCUAGGGCGUCAGCUUCUAGAGUGUUCUAUUAUGUUCUAGUACGUUCUAAUAGGUUCUAGUAUGUUCUGUUAUGUUCUAUUAGAUUAUAAUAUGUUCUCUUAGGUUCUAGUAUGCUCUAUUAGGUUCUAGUAUGUUCUAUUAGGUUCUAGUAGGCUCUACCAGGCUGUCUCUGGCCCUGUGCUGUGGCCUCCUGGCCUGUGGCCCUCCUCUCUAGCUCCAGCUUUGGGCGAGGCCCACGGUUCUCCCCCCUACCUUGCUCAACCUCCACCAUUCGCCCCUCCCUCGCCACGGCUGUCCUCCCCCCCCGCCCCCGCCCCCACCCUUCCUCCCCCUCCCAUCACCACCACUCCCCCAUCAUCACCAUCACCCCCACCCCUCUCAACCCCCAUCUCACCUCCCAUCUCACCCCCAAUCCCCUCCUCCCUCCUCCCCUGUGGUCACCAUGACAACCACUCCCACUGCUCGUGAGCAUCUCCUGGUGGUGAGGAGGCGCAACCCCCACAUGCGUUACACUCUCAGCCCUGAAAACCUGCGCUCCCUCUCAGCCCAGGGAGGUGAUGGCAUUGGCCCUAGGGGUCACGGCGGAGAAAGGUCAGCUGGUGAACGGUCAGGGGUCGGAGGUCAUGGAGAGGGUCAUGGCGGCGGACUACAAAGGGCCAAUAGCGACACGGACCUGGUGACCUCGGAGAGCAGGUCAUCGCUGACUGCGUCGACAUACGAGUUCACGAUGGGGCGGGGCCAAAACCUGGUCAUCAACUGGGACAUCAAGGAGGAAGUGGACGCCACGGACUGGAUCGGACUCUACCAUAUCGACGAGACGUGUCCUGCCAACGUGUGGGACUCUAAGAACCGUGGGGUGAACGGGACCCAGAGAGGACAGAUCGUCUGGAGGCUGGAGCCUGGACCUUACUUCAUGGAGCCUGAGACUAAGAUCUGCUUUAAGUACUAUCAUGGAGUGAGUGGAGGCCUGAGAGCAACAACCCCCUGCAUCACCGUCAACAACCCAGGACUUCCUGUUAGAGCCGAGGGUCAAGCUGAGGGCCAAUCAGUGACAGAGAACUGUCGGAAACUCGUCAGCUUCACUUUAUCAGAUAUCUGUGCAUUGGGUCUGAAGAAGGGGAUGUUCUUUAACCCUGACCCCUACCUGAAGAUGUCCAUCCACCCUGGGAAGAGGAGUGGCUUCCCCACCUUCACACACCACGGACAGGAGCGCCGCUCCGCCAUCAUAUCUAACACCACCAACCCUGUCUGGCCUGGGGAGAAGUACACGUUUGUGGCUCUGAUGACGGAUGUCUUGGAGAUCGAGGUGAAGGAUAAGUUUUCUAAAAGCCGACCAAUCAUCAAGCGCUUCCUGGGUCAACUGACCAUCCCAGUGCAGAGGCUGCUAGAGAGACCUAAUGCAGAGGACCAGCCGCUAAGCUAUACCCUGUGUCGUCGUCUGCCCACGGACCAUGUGAGCGGCCAGCUGCAGUUCAGAGUGGACAUGACCUCUGGACAUGAUGAGGGCUCUCCUGAUGCCAUGGGUUCCAUCUUGGGUUUGUCAGUGAACGGGGACCCUGGAAGCCCCUCUGACGAUGAAGACCCCCACCCUUCCUCCAGGGCCCGGGGCCCUCUCCCACAGGUUCCUACUCCUCCCUGCUCAACGGAGAGGUCCACAGGGAUGGAGACGAUGUCUGGAGUGACGCCCGGGGGGCGGCUGGGGUUGGGAAGGGAGCUGCCUCUUCAGAACAGGGCCUGGGGAAACAAGAGAAAGAGGGGACAGAGGCAAACAGGGGAGAGGUUGAGGGAGCACAGGGGACAAAAGCUGGGACAGGGGUUGGGGAUGGAGCUGGAGCUGGAGAUGGAGCUGGAUCUGGGGAUGGGGCUGGAUCUGGGGAUGGAGCUGCAGAUGGGGCUGGAUCUGGGGAUGGAGCUGGAGAUGGGGCUGGAUCUGGGGAUGGAGCUGGUGCUGGAUCUGGGGAUGGAGCUGGAGAUGGGGCUGGAUCUGGGGAUGGAUCUGGGGAUGGAGCUGGAGAUGGGGAUGGAGCUGGAGAUGGGGCUGGAUCUGGGGAUGGAUCCAUGGCUGGGGUUGGAGUUGCAGUUGAAGCGAGGACUGGAGCUGGAUCCAUGGCUGUGGUAUUUUACCGCCAGCGCAGCAGCCAAUGAGGAAGAAGAGAGUGGGGAGAUCUGGCAGAGGAGGUCCAUGCAGGCGUCUGGAGGCGUGUCUCAGGAAGAGGGGGCGCGGUCUUCUGAGGCGAGCGGGCCAAUCGACUCUUCUCAGAGUGUCUCUGAGGAGGGCAGCGAGGCAGGAGGGGCCACAGGUCAAGUCAACGGCCACCAGUCUGUCCGCUCCCUGCCCUCUGUCCGUCACGACAUGGGUCGCUACCAGAGAGUAGAUGAGCCACUUCCUCCCAACUGGGAGGCCCGUAUAGACAGUCACAGUCGUGUGUUCUAUGUGGACCAUGUGAACCGCACCACCACCUGGCAGAGACCCACCGCACCUCCAGCACCGCAGCUCCUCCAGAGGUCCAACAGCAUACAGCAGAUGGAACAGCUCAACCGCAGGUAUCAGAGUAUACGCAGGACGAUGACCAAUGAGAGAACAGCAGAGGAGCUGACAGCUCCGCCCGAGGUGCCCACCGACGACACUGACCACCACACUAUCCCAGAGUAUCGUCGUGAUGGUGUGGUGACUCCAGAUAGCUCUCGGUCUCGUCUCAGUCUGCUCCUCCAGUCUCCCAGCGCUAAGUUCCUGACCAGCCCUGACUUCUUCACCUUGCUGCAUUCCAACCCUAGUGCCUACCGCAUGUUUACAGGUAACACCUGCCUGAAGCACAUGAUCAGUAAGGUGCGUCGCGACACGCAUCACUAUGAGCGCUACCAGCACAACAGAGACCUGGUGGUUUUCCUCAACAUGUUCUCCAACAAACAGCUGGAGCUGCCCCGUGGCUGGGAGCUGAAGCACGACCACACUGGCAAGCCUUUCUUUGUGGACCACAACUGCCGGGCCACUACGUUCAUCGACCCUCGGCUCCCUCUCCAGAGCAGCACACGUCCCAGCAGCCUCCUGGCCCACCGCCAGCACUUGACCAGACAACGCAGCCACAGCGCUGGCGAGGUCAGCCCACAACACAUGGUGGGUGACCACCCUCGUCAUUCUGGAGGAGGACCCCCUGUAAUGCCCCGCCCAUCCAGCACCUUCACCCCGGUCAGCCGCACCCAGUACCAAGACGUAGUGCCAGUGGCUUACAACGACAAGAUUGUGGCGUUUCUACGACAACCCAAUAUCUUUGAGAUCCUGCAGGAGAGACAGACAGAGUUUAUCAGGAACCACUGGCUCAGGGAGAAGGUGCAGUUGAUCCGUAAUGAAGGGGCCUCUGGUCUGGCCAGGCUGUCUGGUGAUGCAGACCUGGUCAUCCUCCUCAGCCUGUUUGAGGAGGAAGUGAUGUCAUAUGUUCCGCCUCACGCCUUACUGCACCCCAGCUACUGCCAGUCCCCACGAAGCUCCCCCGUGUCCUCCCCACAGAACUCACCUGGAACACAGCGAGCUAAUGCCCGUGCCCCUGCCCCCUACAAGCGAGACUUUGAAGCCAAACUGCGAAACUUCUACCGCAAACUGGAGACCAAGGGCUACGGCCAGGGCCCAGGGAAGUUAAAGUUGAUCAUCCGUAGAGAUCAUCUCCUGGAGGAUGCCUUCAACCAGGUCAUGUGUUACUCCCGGAAAGACCUGCAGAGGAGCAAGCUCUAUGUCAGCUUCCUGGGAGAGGAGGGGUUGGACUACAGCGGCCCGUCCAGAGAGUUUUUCUUCCUGGUGUCCAGAGAGCUGUUCAACCCGUACUACGGCCUGUUUGAGUACUCCGCCAACGACACCUACACCGUUCAGAUCAGCCCCAUGUCUGCCUUCGUAGACAACCAUCACGAGUGGUUCCGUUUCAGCGGGCGUAUCCUGGGCCUGGCUCUGAUCCACCAAUACCUACUGGAUGCCUUCUUCACUCGACCCUUCUAUAAGGGCCUGCUGCGCAUCCUAUGUGAGCUGAGUGAUCUGGAGUAUCUGGAUGAGGAGUUCCACCAGAGUCUCCAGUGGAUGAAGGACAACGACAUCGAGGACAUGUUGGACCUCACCUUCACUGUCAAUGAGGAGGUGUUCGGACAGAUCACAGAGAGAGAGCUGAAGCCGGGCGGGGCCAACAUCCCGGUGUCAGAGAAGAAUAAGAAGGAGUACAUUGAGCGCAUGGUGAAGUGGCGUAUUGAGAGAGGAGUGGUUCAGCAGACAGAGAGUCUGGUCCGGGGCUUCUAUGAGGUGGUGGAUUCCAGGCUGGUGUCAGUGUUCGAUGCCAGGGAGCUGGAGCUGGUGAUAGCUGGCACCGCUGAGAUAGACCUGGUGGACUGGAGGAGCAACACAGAUUACAGAGGAGGUUACCAUGACAACCACAUAGUGAUCCGUUGGUUCUGGGCGGCGGUGGAGAGGUUCAACAACGAGCAGAGACUCAGGCUGCUACAGUUUGUGACGGGUACCUCCAGUAUUCCCUACGAGGGUUUCGCCUCUCUCCGAGGCAGCAACGGACCCCGCAGGUUCUGUGUGGAGAAAUGGGGCAAAGUUACCUCUCUACCCAGGGCUCACACCUGUUUCAACCGGCUGGACCUCCCUCCAUAUCCAUCCUUCUCCAUGCUGCACGAGAAGAUGCUCACUGCCGUGGAAGAGACCAGCACCUUCGGCCUGGAGUGAUGACCCCUAUCACCUUUAUCCCCCACUCCUCCUACGACCUUUGACCCUGACCUCUGAACUGUAGUAUCACAGAGGUAGAGGAACCCAAGGGGUUCAAGGGGAUGACUGUCUAGUCUGUCUGGCACCCUGUUGUAUCUUUAUACACACUCACCUUCCUGAAGUGAGCUGAACAGAGGAGAAUAGACAGAUGUGUAUCAGAGGGUAUGACCCCUGCACAACGCCAGGGUUUCCCUGUGACGGUUAAGGUCACUUAGACACACUGCCAACACAAACCAAAGGAGAGCACCCUAACACUCACACCCUUGUUACUCCAUUAGACCAAUGGGAGAGAUGGACUCGUAAGCCUCCAACCAAUCGCACAAUGAAGGAACAAAAACCAAGACCCGGAGUGAGACGCCAACCGGCUCAUCACGCUUUAUUAUUUAAAAUACGUAAGGAAGGUGGUGGUCGAGCUUUUCCUGGAGAGCAAAACCAAAGCUGCUUCAUCUCACAGAGGCUGAGGCCGACAUCACAGGACAUCUCUCCUCUGAGAGGCUGAGGCCGACAUCACAGGACAUCUCUCCUCUGAGAGGCUGAGGCCGACAUCACAGGACAUCUCUCCUCUGAUAGGCUGAGGCCGACAUCACAGGACAUCUCUCCUCUGAUAGGCUGAGGCCGACAUCACAGGACAUCUCUCCUCUGAGAGGCUGAGGCCGACAUCACAGGACAUCUCUCCUCUGAGAGGCUGAGGCCGACAUCACAGGACAUCUCUCCUCUGAUAGGCUGAGGCCGACAUCACAGGACAUCUCUCCUCUGAUAGGCUGAGGCCGACAUCACAGGACAUCUCUCCUCUGAGAGGCUGAGGCCGACAUCACAGGACAUCUCUCCUCUGAGAGGCUGAGGCCGAAAUCACAGGACAUCUCUCCUCUGAGAGGCUGAGGCCGACAUCACAGGACAUCUCUCCUCUGAUAGGCUGAGGCCGACAUCACAGGACAGUGUUGCUCCUGGGGAGAAGGGGAUGAGAGGAGAGAGGAAGAGAUGAAGGAAGACGAUACAGGUGCUCUUCAGCUGCUGUGGCCACGCCUCCUGUCCUGUCAGGGAAAGAGAACCAACCAAUCAAGGUCCAGGCAGCUUUGUGACCUGAGCUUGUUGAACACUCUGACAGGUGUGUUCUAGAACAGAACACUGAAGUAGCCUAUCGUGAUGCGGUGGUGUUUGUGUGGUGAAGCUGAACUUGGAUCUCUCUACAGGCUUUUCAUCUAUCUGCAAAAUGCAUUUUGUAACAGCCACAAACAAUGAUGUGUUUUUGAAUGUACUGACUGAUAUCACGAUGAUGCGCUUGAAUGUGUCGUUUUUGUACGUCGCUCGAUGACUCGUCAAAUCUAAACGGCUGCCUCAUUCUUACCAAACUUCAGGGCAAGCUAUUAGCACGGAUAACCAAACUCAGCUAGGGUUUGUUUUCGAUAAAGACAUUACAUUGAGUUGGCUUUCCCAUAAUGUUAGACACAAGCUCUCACACACUCUUUCAGUGUUUUAGCUGUUUUCAUUGUUUGCAAGUAUGUUGAUUGUCAGCGUCACUUUAUCAUUGAACUACACUGCCAGAGCAGAGGGUGAUCUGAACCUUUAAAAUCCGUCAUGUUUGGUUGUUGCUCUUGUUUUUAACCUGCUUCUACUUUUUCCUCCUUCUGUACAUUGUCCUGAUUGCCACCUAAUUGAAUACGUUGGUUUGAUAUGUUCCUAUUUGAAUAGGGUUUGGGACCCCGAUAUAACAUCGUAUAAUGACAGAUGUUUGUAUGACCAUGAUAAUGAAAGUAACGCAUGGUGAUUAACAGCCUGCAUGUCGACACACACACACACACACACACACACACACACACACACACACAGGCUUACACCAUGCAAUUAUAAUGUGAUCUGUGUGUGGGUGAUGGUAAGGUCAAGGGACAUUUAUAGCUUUAUAGAGACUCGUGACAGAGAACAUGUUAAAGUCAUAUAUAAGCCCAGGUGCCCAUGGUGUGCUAUUACACUGACUGUUUUGAUGGGUGAAAUGUUGGUUUUCAAGUGAGGGGGAAAAAUAUAUUUUAUAGACAUAUCUACAGUACUACGAAGUUUUAAGACGAGGAGUAAUGAGAAUAUGAAGGAAGAGUUAUAGAAACACAUAUUUGUCAUGUUUUUCACUUCAUACUCUGCCUUAGUCAGAAGGCCUUAGUCUGCCUUCUGAUACCACCAUAUUCUACUCUCAGGGUGCGUUCCAGGUCGCGCUUUAUUGCAGUCGCGCUGCUGCUGAGCAUUUUAGCCGAUUACUAUAUUAUAUGUAUAUCAUAUUAAUGUGGUUCCAGAGAGGUAAAUACUUUUCCAGACGUUGUGAGGGACUAUCAUCUGAGCAGUGUGUCGACUGCAAUAACGAUGACAUGAAACGCGCCCAAUGUCUUUGUUUCAGGGCUGUGACCCCACCCAGCCACCAUCACAUCCCGAGACUGUGGAAUGUAGCUAACGGAAUGUAAGGGACUGAAAUAGAACAACUUCCUGCAUUCUCUUCCAUCAUCCCAGGGCCAGUGAGAGACUGAGGGCAGACAUAUGACAUGUUUUACGUUAAAAACAUACUAAAAGAAAGGGAAGUGCACAGUGGCAUUACAUGUAUUUUAUUUUUUAUUCUUUUGACAUUUUAGUAAUAAAUCAGACGCUCUUAUCCAGAGCGAUUUACAGUUAGUGCAUUCAUCUUAAUAAAAUGUAGCUAGGUGGGACGGGUUCUAGUGUAGUUUUUGAGCAUAGACUGAAAGACUGAAGCUAGGGAGGGGAAGUUUCUCUUGGUGUUUCGUAGGUAUGCACCAUGGUCUUGUAGUGGAUGGGAAUACUGUACAUGUCCUGGGAUGGCUUGUGAGAAGUUCUUAUAACUUUUUACGUACUGACAGUACACGUUUCUCUGUCUGCCAAUGAAUGAUUUUGCUGUCCUGUGUAGGCUGUAUUUUCACCAGGGGUCUCCAACAGUUCGAUUCGCUACAGUAGCUCGCAGUCUACCUAUGAGUAGCUCGCAGUCUACCUAUGAGUAGCUCGCAGUCUACCUAUGAGUAGCUCGCAGUCUACCUAUGAGUAGCUCGCAGUCUACCUAUGAGUAGCUCGCCAAACAAUUCUGAAAGUACUUGCAAUUUUGACUUGUUCCACGACAAACUGUCCAACAAACUGUCAUAAACAAAUCAAACAAGUGUCAGACACCGCAAGCGCCCAGCUACUAUCUAAUUAACGGAAAAUUGACAUUUUCCCACCCCUGGUUAGCCAAACCUAACAAUAUCUGGCAAUGAAUUCCCAGCAACAUUGCCCCUGUCUGUCUGAGUGGUGCGCGGGUUUGUCCAUCACUCCAGCCAGUUGACGUGAUAAACCAUCAUGUGAGUUGACAGAAAUACUUUCCCUGAAACCUUUCCAAUUACAUAUGUAUUGCAGGUAGGCUCACCUGGCAGAAGUAUAUCAUGAGUAUCUGUUAUUUGAAAACUUGUAUGGAGCCAUUGCUAGACUGGCACAUCCCUCACUCAGAUGCGUAAUUACAGGAAAAUUACACAAAGAUAUUUGUUAGUUUUCUUCCAGACCUAAAUUGUCCUCAGAGGGGAUUUAACAAGUGACAUGGACUCAGAACAUCCCAUUCCGUUGUUUCCCUGAACAUUUGUAAUUUUGAAAGUGAAAAAAAUUCUAAAAGCAGGAAAAGCAACACUGACAACAAAUCUCUGAUUUUAGAGUUGUUUGUUAACCGUUGGUUUACCAGGUAUGUUGACAGAGAAUAUAGUGCACUACUUUCUCUUGUGUAUCAAGGACCCGGCGAAGAGUUGCAGGGGAGAGGAGAAGAAUGGGCCUAUUUUAAAAUCUAGUAAGAAAUGAGUAGAUCUGAUGCCAGAAAAGGUUGGAGACCCUGAUUUUGCACUGAAUGUACCAAUGUUUUGGGGCUUUAAUUGGGGCUUUUGACUCUAUUCAUCCAAGUCUCGGUCUCUCAACCUCCAUGGUCUUCACAUUCACCACCAUCACUGAGUAACCGAUAGCCCAUCACACCAACCCACUACUUCUUUACUCACAGAAACACUUUAACUACAACACAACAUGCAUAUAUAUAUAUAUAUAUAUAUGUAUAUAUUAUCACCAAUUGUGACCAAUUUGAAAGUUGCAUCCAUGUUUCAGUUGUUCUCACCUUUUUGUAAUGUUCCUCUGUGGCUGGCUGUCUGCCUGUCUGGUCCUGUGACCGGCAGGACUCUAGGAUGAGAUACUACUGUCUGCUGGGGGGUUCAAGGCUGUGUCUGUGUCAGAGCUUCACUCUAUGCAAAGCUUUGUUCUCCAUGUCACUCCUUAUGAUUGUAUGAAAAAACUGAUAAAAAUAAUUGAUUAAA
This is a messenger RNA of Oncorhynchus tshawytscha (Chinook salmon), 10436 nucleotides long. RefSeq names its product E3 ubiquitin-protein ligase HECW2. Gene Ontology annotation, biological process: regulation of dendrite morphogenesis. Gene Ontology annotation, molecular function: ubiquitin-protein transferase activity; protein binding. Lineage: Eukaryota; Metazoa; Chordata; Actinopteri; Salmoniformes; Salmonidae. The transcript is spliced from 31 exons. The coding region runs from base 1828 to 6090 and encodes 1420 amino acids. The record is from RefSeq and is a predicted model, not a curated record.